CUAGAAGUACUGAACUCAAAUUUUUUUCAACCACUUCAUUGAUAUUCGCAAUUGAAACAACAGUGCUUGUGCGCCGGGUUGAAUCAAACAAUGUUAUCAGAUAAUAUAGAAAAAUUAAUUGAAGAGAAACGGAGGGAAUUAGAAAAGGAAAAAGUUAUCUUGGGGUUAUCACAAGAAAAAGAGCGGUUAAACAGCAAGGAUGAGAAAAACAAAGAUAAUAUAGAAGCACCACAAAGAGUUAAGUUCAACAGAAGGAGAGCUCUGUCAGAGAACAAUGAAACAACUCAAGAGGAAAGUGAAGAAAAAGAUAUUUCACCUGGUUUAGAGCGAUACAUUCGGCGCUACCUGGGUCUUCCAGUUAUGUUAAAGGCAGGUGAAUAUUCCCCCAACAACCCAUUGCUACGAGGGGAGCGGUCAUCCGGCGAUGUUCUUCUUGGGUUGGGGGAGUAUGAGCGACGUAGGAAUACGCUGCGAAAGAUACGACAGAGACAGUAUAAGGAGUAUCUUGAUGAGCAAGCGAAAAUAAAACAAGAAGAGCGAGAAAAGGCAGAGCGCGAGAAAAAGGAGAGAGAAGAAAAAGAAAGAUUGGCAGAAGAAAGAGAAAGAGAGCGCGAACGGCUGGAGUUGGAGAGAGAGAGAUAUAGUCCGGAAAGACGACGAGCCAGCUUCACUAGUAGCAAUGUUUCUGGGGCUAAUAAUGCGUAUAAUAGUAAAGUGGAUACAGCAGUUCAAGUAGACAGACAUAGGCCGCUCUCCGUUGCAGUGCAGACGGACGACAACGAUUUUUUUCCAACAAGAACAGGAAUAUCGCUACCCUCAAAACAGCUCCUAACACAAGCGGAAAGAGAGUUGUCCCCUCGCACUGUAGGUGUCAAACCGGCCACUUGGUCCAGUAACUAUGAAGAUAGAGGCAGGAGAAGAAGGAGCUAUGGCGAUUUUGAUGCUCGGACGUCGUCAAACACAGACAAACAGACGUACAGGCCCUCAAUAUUGGAUGCCGAUGUUAUAUCAUUGAGGAACUUACAAGCUGAAAAGGAGGCUGCAGCGCGACGUCAGUUCUAUCAGCAAGAGUUACGUAAUCAAAUAGAAGAACAGCAGAGAAUAAAAGAAGAGAGGAAGAAUAGAGAAAAAAUGUUGGAACAAGCCGAAAUGAGGCGUCUCGAACAACAACUUCGUUCGUUGAAAAUGGCACAAGAAAGCGAAAUUGAUAGACAUAGAGAUAUCAAUAGCAAGAUGCAGAGAAAUUCAGCGGAAUAUGAUAUGCAGAGGACAUCACUACAGCAGGAAAUAGAUGAAGAAAGAUCUCAAAUGAAACGUCACACAGAUACCAAUAGUUAUUUUGAAAAGCCUUACACCGUUAAUGUACCAGAUACAGCAAUAUUUUCACCUAACUACGAUCUCGAAAAUUACUUGAGAAAAAAUCUCAAUCCAACCAAAGAGAGCCUCCGUCUCGGUAGUAAAAGACAUGAUAACUGGAAAGAAAGAGAAAACUGGUAUGAGGAAACACCGUACCGUCACGAAGUUUAUGAUUAUAAAGAUCUCAAUGAAAACAGGCAAAUAGCAAAUGAAAAAGUUAAAAGCGAUAAAUGUAAGGUAGAUACUAAUAGAUACAGGCAAGCAAGUUAUAGAAGCGAAUUUGAUACUCUGCCCAUACCAGUUUUACGGCAUUCGCCAAAACACCAAGUGAAAGAAGAGGAAAAGUAUGAGAAAAACGAAUUAAGCGAGGAGAUGCAACUUGUUGAUGACAAGUGGAAAGUACCCGCAGUUCAAAAGAAUAUUUUGAAAAAUUUGAAAAGUGAGGGUAGGAAUAUAAAUAUUUUGACCCAACUGGGUUCCAUACGACGCCAACUUCAAUUGGAGCAAAUGAAGUUAGAUAAAAUUAAACAAACCGAUUUUUAAGUAUAUUAUGUCAAAAUUUUAAAUCACAUUUUUUAUGAAUAAAAUACAGCGGUUAGUUAAUUGUUAUUAAUUAAAAAAAGAAUAGACUGAUUGUCAAAUAAAAAUCAAAACGUAACUGAUAAUGUUACUGUGGUCUCUUUCUAAAAUCAUUAACAUGACGUUAACAUUUCGCAAUUACGUCACAUAAAUACUUUGACAAUUUACAUUCGUAAGCAAAAAGAGAAUAGCCAAUACCGCUGUUUCUUCUUAAUAAAUAUAAAUUAAAAUUACAAAUUUAGAGUUCGUGCUAUUAAUUUCAAUUGAGGAAAUACCAAAAUGAAAAUUUAAUGUGUCGUUUUGAAUCUAUGGUCAGUCUAUUUAUCUUUAAAAUUUUAAUAAAUUACCGUCCGUAAGCUUGCUAAAUAAAAUAUUUUUGCUGAAUUUUUAUAAUAUAUUUUAUUAAUAUUCGUUAAUUUGUUCGCUAAUUUUGAUGGAUGUCAAAAUUAAAUCGAGCAAAAUUUGAUUUUAUAUAUUUGUUCUAACUUGUUGUGUUUCAUUGGUGUUGCUAUUUUUUUAUUUGAAUGUGUCUUAUUUUCAUUUAGAAGUGUUAUUUCAUUUUAACUAAACCUGUCUCUUUUCGUCAUACUUAAAAUAUAAAUUGAGAGAAAAAGACGAACGAGUUGCAUGUACUCCGGAAAAUAAAAACAAUCCGAAAUUUCUACUAAUUUGUACACAUUGGAAAUUAACGUAGUUUUAAAAUAUUUCCUUUAAAUGCGGCUUAUUCUAUGCGGGUUUUGAAGUAUUUAAUAAAAUCCUCUAAUAUUCUCCCAUAUUCCAAUAUAGGUCUAGAAUUCAUGGUCAUAUCGUCUAAAUAAUUUGUAAACCAAAUGUUGCUCCUAAAUUCAUACUUCUACUAGAGCAUAGCCAAAAAGUUAUUACGUAGUGUAGUGCCAAAUAGGUUUUUGAUUUUUUAAAUUUUAUCCUUGUCUUCGAGAUUUGAUGAUUGUAAAACAUUUUUAUUAAAGGUAUGAAAAUUGUGAUGAUAAAUCGAAAACAUUUAUGGAAAAUAAUUUUAUUGCACUCUUAAACUACUAUUUGUUCCAUCUCAUUGAAAACACAAUUUGAUAGAAAGAGACGAAAAAGUUUUAGAGUGAGUGAGACAUAGAUCGUUGGUUUGUUCAAGGACAAUAAAAAAAUAUUUUGUUAAUAACUUGAUUAACAGUAAGUUAAAUGUUUUGUAAAACAUGGCAUUCAAACGUAGAUUGGCUUAAAUUGUGGGUACGUUUAUUUGUGGGUACUUUUAAAUAAAAAUGUUUUAACAAUAAACUAUGCACGUUUUCCCAUUUCUAUUAUCAGUAGAAAGUAAUGUUAAGUUUAAUCCUAUAGUUGAAUGUAUUAUGUGCGUUACAAUUUUCUAUUAAUAUUCGUAGUAAGUAGUGUUAUUUAGUAACUGUGUAAUCCAAAAGUGUAUCAAUUAAACAGCAAAAACAAUUAAUUAUACUAAAUCUCAGUGAACCUUAGCAGAAGAAAAAAGUAAUGAAAGAAGUAAAUUGCAGUAAAGAAAUGAUGUAUUAGUAUAAUUGUUAAUUUGGACAACAUUUUAUUUGUCUACAGGAUGGUGCCAGCGGUUUAAUAUUGUUUUCCGAGGUUUUAUCUUUAAAACUUUUUUGAAAGCUUUGCCGCAUUAACGAUAUUAUUAGCAAAUUUUUGUUGAAGUUUCUACGUUUUAAGUGGCCUUUAAUAUUGUCGCGAAUUGCGUUAGUCUUGUGUUAGUUCGCGGAAUAUUGUUAUUAAAAGACUGGUAUAGAUUAAGAACUCGAGCUUGAUUGAGAAAGUGAUAGGUUGAGCCAUAGUGAAGUAAUAUAAUAUGUCACAUCCAUUUUGAAACGCAGUAAAUGAAGAAUGACUAGAUUGUCUUUUUCUAACAUCAUGUAUAAAGCAUAUAAGGGACUGAGUGCUAAAGAUCUCUUACGAUAUUUUUACUUGCGUUGCAAAUUUGAUGUUUUUACUCAUUUUAAUAUAGCGCCAUCUAUAUAAAAUAUACAGUUAAAAUAAAAUAAAAAUUAAUAUUAAGCUUUGUAUGGUUUUUAAUCUGUUGCUAUAAGUAAUAAUUAUUUAAAUAAAAUAAUGUUAUAAUCGAA
Pieris rapae (cabbage white) is the source of this 4019-nucleotide messenger RNA. RefSeq names its product trichohyalin. The record is from RefSeq and is a predicted model, not a curated record. The transcript has 10 exons. Bases 91 to 1899 code for a protein of 602 amino acids. NCBI's taxonomy places the organism in Eukaryota, Metazoa, Arthropoda, Insecta, Lepidoptera, Pieridae.